AUUAAACAAAAUCCUUUGAUGCCAUGUUUCUCUCUCAAUCGAAACCCAAACACAAAGAAAAGACCAAAGCUUUUCGCUAUGAUUUUCUCGAGAAAAUAUUAAAAAUCUAACCCAGAAAAGGAAAAGAGAAAAAGGGAAAUGGCAAUGGCAUAUCUUUAUUAUUACCCAUCCAGAAUAAACGGAGAGAUUCGGUCACACCUUCUCAAUCUAGAAACUCAAACUGGAGAAGAAGAAGAAGUUUCAUCAUAAUUAUACUUCUUCCUCUCUUUGCAAGACACCGACUCAGCUUCUCAUAUCUGAUAUGGCGUUUGAUCAAAAUUCGAUUCCUAAAGAUUUAAGACCGUUAAAUAUAGUUAGAAAUUUGUCUGAUGAGCCCCGCAUUACGUCUGUUACUUCAGCGGGUAGAAGUCCAGAUGGGUAUUAUGCUAACCCUGUUCGUGAGAUUGGGAGCCCUGAUUCCGUACCCGUUUACUACCCAUCGCCUGUUUCUGAAGCUGGGUUUGUAGGCCUAGGAUAUGGAAAUGCGAUUCCUAAUGUGGCUGCCUGGGGCCCUCGUGUGGCUGUCCAAACCUUACCAGUGGCGUAUCAGAGUGUGUGUCCAGCUGUUGGGUACGGUUACAAUUCUAAUUUGGCCAAUCGGGGUGCUGGUGGAUCCGGCGAACUUGUGAGCAACAACUGUGCCAUGUCAACAGCAUCUGGUGGCAGCCCCAAUUUGGGCAAUCCGGCUGCUGGUGCUUACGGUGUUGAUCUUGCUAGUCAUGAUAUGGCUAACAGGAUGGGGUAUGCUCCUAAUUUGAGUAAAAGGGGUUCUGGUAAUGCUGCUGAUCAGCUAGUGAAUGAUUCAGCGGCUGGAUGUGGCUAUAAUCCCAAUAUAGGCAAUCGGGUUGGUGGUAAUGCGGCCGAUCAAGCGAGUGAUGAGGGUGGAGAUGAUUCUGCAUCAGGAAGAAAAGUAAAGUUUCUCUGUAGUUUUGGGGGAAAGAUUUUACCUAGACCAAGUGAUGGGGUGUUGAGAUAUGUUGGUGGACAUACAAGGAUUAUUAGUGUCAGAAGCGAUGUGAGCUAUAAUGAGCUGGUGCAGAAGAUGAUGGAUACUUAUGGGCAACCUGUAGUUAUCAAAUAUCAGCUUCCCGAUGAGGAUCUUGAUGCACUGGUUUCAGUUUCAUGCCCUGAUGAUCUUGAAAAUUUGAUGGAGGAGUAUGAAAAGAUGAUUGAGAGGUCUUCAGAUGGAUCAGCUAAGUUGAGGAUGUUUCUGUUUUCAGCAUCUGAGCUUGAAUCAUCUGGUAUGUUACCGUUUGUGGAUUUACAUGAUAGUGGGCAGAGAUAUGUUGACGCAGUGAAUGGGAUUGGAGGUGGUGGUGGUGGUAUUACAAGGAAGGAGAGUGUAACAAGUGCCACUUCAACACAAGCUUCUGAUUUCAGUGCGAAUGACGCUGUUGAUGGCUUUCUUACUGGUCAAGGGGAGGUUACUGGAGCCUUACCAUCUGGUAUGUUAUUGCGCAAGCAAAAUUCAGCUAACUCAGAUGACUUUUCUCCUAGAUUGGUGUAUGUGGAUCCCAGCACUGUAGGCUAUACUGAACCUACUGUAGUUCCAUUGCGCAUGCCUUUGGCUAAGUCUGGUCCACUAGAAGUCGAUCUAGAAAGGUCUGUUCCUGUAUCAGUAAUUCCGCAACAUUUGGGAUUGCAACAACCUGGAAUGGAAAUUCCAACUUCUGCCUUUGUGCCAGCAUACGUUGAUCCUCGUCAGGAAAUACCAAACCAGGCAGAUUAUCUACAGUUUCCUCCCCAUUUGGGAUUUCCAAAUUCUCAACUAUUGCGACCUCCUAGCCCCGUGUACACACAACCACAUCUCCAUGGUAAUGGGGCUGGGGUUGUCCCAAGUCAGUAUUUUCCUCCUGCAGUGUGUGCAACAGUGAAUCCUCCGCCUUCGUAUGUUGGUGUAAGACAAAGUGUGCUUCAGCCAAUGAUUCAACCUCGAAUAGAAAAUUACGUGGAUGAAAGAACUUUUGUUCCAAGGGUGGUUCAGCCUGUUCCUGUUGAACAAAGCUAUAAUUCAUAUCAGGUUCCGGUCCCUUCUGCAGUGGUGGGUGGUAAUUAUGGUUAUCACCAUCAGGUUCCAAGGCAGGACCAUGCCCUCAUCUCUGAGGGUGUUGUACCUUGCCAACAGGUAAUGUUUUCUGAUAAAAUCCCUAGGAUUCAGGACUGUUACAUGUGUCAAAAACGAUUGCCUCAUGCACAUUCCGAUACUAUGGUACAGGGUCAGAGAGACAGUGGUGCAAGUGCUUUGUCUGAUUUAAGCUCAACACUUCAUAGUCUUCGUUUGGACGAUCGUAUAAGAACUCAACCAAUGGCUAAGGUUAUGGUAACUGGUGCCCUAGGGGAACGGGCUCUUGAUCAAGGAGUUGAAGCUCGACGCAGGGUCCAUGCUCAUGUUGAUCCACAAAUUGGCAAUUUUCAACUCGAGACAAGUGGUCUCAUGCAGAAUCCUGAUUCAAUGUAUGAAAAGGAGAGAAUUAAUUCUCAACAAGUAGAUAUCGUUGAGCAUCCUAGGAUUCCCAUUCCUCAGGCUGUGGCUGGAAGAGCUAUUGAAGUACAACCGCCUAAUAGUGCAUUCAUGACUGCAGUACUGCAGUAUGGUCGAGAUGAUCCUGUUCAGCAACAAUCUGUUGCUGCCCAAUACCUGGUUAAACAGGAUCCCUUGGUCAAACCUGUCAUCCAAGGUAUAACACCUGUUGGAGGAGCAGCUCCAGUCCUAGCUUCAGAGCGGUCAAAUCGUGAAUCGCCAAAAGCUAACAACUUUCCUGGCAUAGUAAUGAAUGAGGGUGCUGCAGACACUUCCAUUUCAUAUGACCAUUUGAGACCAAUCGAAGGGAGAGUGGAGUCUGGUAGAAAUUUCCCCCCUGAAACAUCUAUCCUCAGUGACCGCAGUAAGCCACCACCAGUUGAUAAACUAAGAAUUGAUGAUGGCUAUGAUCACAGAACCCCAUAUGAGCACAGUAAACCACCUGUUGAUAAAUUUGAGACCAGUUACUGUAUACCAGCUGAACCGCUGCCUAGUUACUCUACAGAAAUUCAGUACAACCCUACUUCGCGGUUGGUUGAAACAUGUGAGGUAACACAACCACCUAUGUGGGGCAAUCCUGGAUAUCAUACACAACCAAAAGUUGGAGCACAUCUCUUGGAUUCUGAUGAAGUUCAUUAUGGAAACCCUGCAUUUCGUGGCAUUGACCCACCAUAUACACUUCCUCCUAGUACAACUGGAGACGUUCAAGAUUUCUCAAACUCACUUUUCAGCAAUCAGGAUCCUUGGAAUUUGCGCCAUGAUACUCAUUUUCCCCCUCCUAGACCAAGUAAAAGUUCAUCAAUAAGAGGAUCUUAUGCCAGUAAUGAUUCUAUUGGUGAGAACCGCUCAUUUAAUUACACAGAACAAAGCUUAGUGGAAGAUGGAGUUCAACCAUCGUUCGGCAUCUUGAACAAAGACCUAGGUUCAGAGCAGUCUCAGCUGGAAAAUGGGUCAGCAGAGGAACAGAUCAAGAAUGAACUUCAAGCUGUUGCUGAGGGUGUAGCUGCUUCUGUUUUCCAGCCAUCUACUGCAUCAAAUUCUGGAUCAUGCAAUGAUUCCAUUCAUGCAGAUGUUAAAAAGAGUACCUCUGAGUGUAAGACUAAAGCUGAGGAUGUUAAAAACAAAGUCUCUGAGACAGCAAAUUCUGGUUUUCCCGUGUCUGAUGGGAUUGGACGCUUGCAGAUCAUAAAGAACUCUGACCUUGAAGAGCUGAAAGAAUUAGGGUCUGGCACCUUUGGCACUGUCUAUCAUGGGAAAUGGAGGGGUACUGAUGUUGCAAUUAAACGGAUCAACGAUAGGUGUUUUUCUGGGAAACCUUCAGAACAGGAGCGGAUGAGAGAUGAUUUCUGGAAUGAGGCCAUUAAGCUGGCUGACUUGCACCAUCCAAAUGUUUUGGCUUUCUAUGGUGUUGUGCUUGAUGGUCCCGGAGGUGCUGUAGCAACAGUGACAGAGUACAUGGUGAAUGGCUCUCUAAGAAAUGCUUUGCAGAAGAACGAGAAGAUUCUUGACAAGCGCAAGCGUCUAUUAAUUGCUAUGGAUGUGGCAUUUGGAAUGGAGUACCUGCAUGAGAAGAAUAUUGUACACUUUGAUUUAAAAAGUGACAACUUACUUGUUAAUCUUCGAGAUCCUCACCGUCCAAUAUGCAAGGUUGGUGAUUUGGGACUAUCCAAAGUGAAAUGUCAGACACUAAUCUCCGGUAGCGUUCGAGGAACACUUCCUUGGAUGGCACCAGAGCUUCUGAAUGGUAGCAAUUGUUUGGUUUCUGAGAAGGUUGAUGUGUUUUCAUUUGGCAUUGUGUUAUGGGAGCUCCUCACUGGAGAAGAACCAUAUGCAGAUUUGCACUAUGGGGCCAUCAUUGGAGGUAUUGUCAGCAACACCUUGAGGCCACUGGUGCCCGAAUCAUGUGACCCUGAAUGGAAGUCGUUGAUGGAGAGAUCCUGGUCGGCGGAGCCAUCUGAGAGACCGAGCUUCACCGAAAUUGCAAACUUAUUGCGGGCAAUGGCAGGAAAGCUUCCUUCCAAAGGACAAAGCCCGCAACAGCAGCAGCAGUAGCCCCUCCUUGUAUAAAAGAUAUAGCUUAUAUUUUUUUAUUAUUUAUUAUUAUAAUUAUGAUCAUUUUCCUUUUUAGAUAGAAAAAAAUAGCAUAGAUAGGGAAGAUUGCUUACACUGUUCUCCACAGAAAAAAUUACAGAAGAGUGGGUGUUAGGCUUUUUUAUGGAAGAUAUUUAUUUAGAGUUACAUAAUAUGAUUGUAAAAUGGUGAUUAAAUUUUGCUUACAAUUUUUGUGUUGGGAUUUUGGAAUUCUUUUCAACAGUAAUGGGUGAUUGUAUAAAGUAUAAACUGUA
Cannabis sativa is the source of this 4905-nucleotide messenger RNA. RefSeq lists its product as uncharacterized. Bases 302 to 4612 code for a protein of 1436 amino acids. The transcript is spliced from 10 exons. The record is from RefSeq and is a predicted model, not a curated record. Gene Ontology annotation, cellular component: cytoplasm. Gene Ontology annotation, biological process: protein phosphorylation; signal transduction. Lineage: Eukaryota; Viridiplantae; Streptophyta; Magnoliopsida; Rosales; Cannabaceae. Gene Ontology annotation, molecular function: ATP binding; protein kinase activity; protein binding.